AAAAAAAAAAGGCAAAAUGCAGAGAGAAAUACUGUCACUAUUGUCUGUCUCAGCUUCUCUUGUAAGGGGAACAAAAGGUAAACCAACUUCUCUUGGAAGCUAACGAUAACAAUAACAAAGCGCGCAUGAAUAUUUGCUUCACCAUCCCAUUCUGUCUCUGUCACGAACUCUCCGAUUCAAGUCUCGCGAACACGAGGAUUAAGAGAGAAAAAGGCUCUCUCGGAGAUCUAUUUGGGAAAUUUUGAUCUGCAACCUUUGGUUCCUGAAAUUGGCAAAUUUGCGCCAACAGAAUGGGGACAGAAAGAAGUGAGAAAGACACAGUUGUAACUCAAGUUAGUUUUGGUGGAUUUGAAAAUCAUGUCAAUGCAAAAGAUCUAGUAGCAUAUUUGGAAGAGGUGAUAGGACAGGUUUGGCGGUGUAGACUGAAGACAUCUUGGACUCCCCCAGAAUCCUAUCCAAAUUUUAAGAUAACUGACACUGCAGGCAUCCAUAGAACAAAUGAGUAUAAGAGGGUAGAGCCCCAUGCAUUUGUGCACUUUGCCUUAGCUGAAUCCGCUACAUGGGCUAAGAAUGCUGCAGGGCGCUGUGAGCUCUUCCUCAAUGACAGGCCAUUGAAGGUUAGUCUGGGGCCUGAAAAUCCAUUCACCUUGAACCAGAGGAGGAGAAAAACCAUUCCUUCUAAAUUAUCUGAUGUAUGUAUCGAGAUUGGAAUGAUGGUUAGCCGUGAUGAGUUCUUGGUUGGUUGGAGAGGACCUCCUUCUGGAGUUGAUUUUCUUGUGGAUCCUUUCGAUGGGACAUGCAAGUUUUGUUUCACAAGGGAUACUGCCUUUUCCAUCAAAGACACAAAUAAGCAUGCAGUUAUCAGAUGUGAUUUUAAGUUGGAGUUCUUGGUGAGAGACAUUAAUGAGAUAAAGCAGUACAAAGACACCUCAUACUUAGUUAUCCUUUUGCAAUUAGCUUCAGCACCUUGGGUCUGGUAUAGAACUGCAGAUGAUGACAUUGAAGUGUUAGUCCCAUUUAAUUUAUUGGAUGACGAUGACCCUUGGAUUCGGACCACUGAUUUUACACCUAGUGGUGCCAUUGGAAGGUGUAAUUCUUAUCGAGUUUCAAUUCCUCCUCGUCAUGGUGCAAAGUUGGAGAGGGCGAUAAACUAUCUAAAAGAACGAAGGGUGCAGGUGGACUCCCUCAGACGACCACUUAAGAUUCUGAAUGAACCAGAUUAUGGGAUGCCUAUGUCAGAUCCUUUCUUCUGUAUUCAUCGCAAGGAAGGGAUAGCUUUUGAGAUAGUGUUCCUCGUGAAUGCUGUGAUGCAUAAAGGAAUAUUCAAUCAACACCAACUAUCUGACGAUUUCUUUGAUUUACUGAGAAACCAACCUGCGGAUAUUAAUGUGGCUGCAUUGAAGCAUAUCUGUUCUUACAAGCGACCUGUGUUUGAUGCUCAUAGGAGGCUCAAAGCUGUCCAAGAAUGGUUGCUAAAGAAUCCCAAACUCUUUAAGUGCCCUAAGCAGCUGGAUGAUAUUGUACAAAUUAGGCGGCUGGCUAUUACACCUACUAGAGCUUAUUGCUUGCCUCCUGAAAUAGAACUUUCCAACAGAGUUUUGAGAAAAUAUAAAAAUUUCGCUGAUCGGUUUCUAAGGGUAACCUUUAUGGAUGAAGGCUUGCAGACAAUCAACGCAAACACUCUAACUUAUUAUGUUGCUCCUAUAGUGAGAGACAUCACUUCUACCUCUUUUUCUCAAAAGACCAGAAUCUUCAAAAGGGUGAAGAGUAUUCUGACAGAUGGAUUUUACUUGUGUGGCCGGAGGUACUCAUUUUUGGCCUUCUCAUCCAAUCAAUUGAGGGAUCGCUCUGCUUGGUUUUUUGCUGAAGAUGGAAAAAUUAGGGUUGACCAAAUCAGGAAGUGGAUGGGGAAGUUCACCAACAAGAACAUUGCGAAAUGUGCUGCUCGGAUGGGCCAGUGUUUCUCUUCUACAUAUGCAACUGUAGAAGUUCCAUCAGCAGAAGUUAAUCUUGCGCAUCCAGAUAUUGAGAGGAAUGGUUAUACCUUCUCUGAUGGUAUUGGCAUGAUAACUCCAGAUCUCGCAAAGGCAGUUGCAGAAAAAUUGAAAUUGGACAUUAAUCCACCUUGUGCUUACCAGAUUAGAUAUGCUGGUUGUAAAGGAGUUGUAGCCUGCUGGCCGGCACAAGGUGAUGGGAUCCGCCUGUCUUUGAGGCCCAGUAUGAACAAGUUCCAGUCUAACCAUACUACAUUAGAGAUUUGCUCGUGGACCAGGUUUCAGCCUGGUUUCUUAAACAGGCAGAUAAUAACCUUGCUUUCCACUUUAAAUGUUUCUGAUGAAAUAUUUUGGAAAAUGCAGAUUGCUAUGGUCUCCAAACUGAAUAAGAUGCUAACAGAUGCUGAUGUUGCAUUUGAUGUCAUUACUGCAUCAUGUACUGAGCAAGGUAACACUGCAGCAUUGAUGUUAAGUGCUGGUUUCAAGCCUCAAAAUGAACCUCAUUUACGAGGCAUGCUAACUUGUAUAAGAGCUGCACAGUUUUGCGACCUCAGAGAAAAGGCCAGAAUUUUUGUGUCCUCAGGGAGAUGGCUGAUGGGCUGCUUGGAUGAACUAGGGGUGCUUGAACAAGGCCAAUGCUUUAUCCAAGUGUCCAACCCAUCUUUGGAGACCUGUUUCUCUAAGCACGGCUCAAGAUUUAGUGAGACCAAGAAAAAUCUGCAAGUAAUCACAGGGACUGUAGUGAUUGCUAAAAAUCCUUGUCUUCAUCCAGGAGAUGUAAGGAUUCUGGAAGCUGUUGAUGCUCCGGGUCUGUGCCAUUUGCAUGAUUGUCUUGUUUUUCCGCAGAAGGGUGACAGACCUCACACAAAUGAAGCUUCCGGAAGUGACCUGGAUGGAGAUCUGUACUUUGUGACAUGGGAUGAAAACCUUAUUCCUCCAAGUAAGCAGAGCUGGACACCAAUGCAAUAUGAUGCUGCUGAACCUAAACUCUUGAGUCGUCCAGUCAGUCAUCAGGAUAUUAUAGAUUUUUUUGCAAAAAACAUGGUAAAUGAGAGUUUGGGGGCAAUCUGUAAUGCUCAUGUUGUUCGUGCUGAUUUGAGUGAAUAUGGGGCUCUGGAUGAAAAUUGCAUAAAACUGGCAGAAUUGGCUGCCACAGCUGUUGACUUUCCUAAGACUGGGAAACUUGUAACUCUGCCACAAUACCUGAAACCCAAAAUGUAUCCCGAUUUCAUGGGAAAAGAAGAGUAUCAAUCAUACAAGUCAACCAAAAUUUUGGGAAGACUCUAUCGCGAUAUUAAAGAUGCUUAUGGUGAUGAUGAUGCAGCUGCAUCUUCUGAGCUUAAUUGUUCAUCUGGUGAUAUCCCUUAUGAUACUAAUCUGGAGGUUUUGGGAUCUGCUGAUUACAUUCUUGAAGCCUGGGAUCAAAAGUGCUCAUAUGAUGGACAGCUGAAGGGUCUUCUGGGACAAUAUAAAGUGAAAAAAGAAGAGGAGUUGGUCACCGGUCACAUUUGGUCAAUGCCUAUGUACAAUAGUAGGAAGCUUGGGGAGCUGAAGGAGAGGCUUAAGCAUUCUUACAGUGCACUCAAGAAAGAAUUUAGGCAAGUUUUUGAGAAGAUGGAUUUGGAUUUUGAGCAACUCACAGAUGAUGAGAAAAACUUGCUAUAUGAGAGAAAGGCAUCAGCGUGGUACCAGGUCACUUACCAUCCCAAAUGGAUAAAGAAGUCUCUGGAGUUACAAGAGCCUGAUGCUGCUGGAAAUGCAACAAUCUUGAGCUUUGCUUGGAUUGCAGCUGAUUACCUUGCUCGGAUUAAGAUUAAGCAUAGGGGCACUGAAGGUGUUGACACUGCUAAGCCAGUCAACUCACUUGUGAAGUACCUUGCUGAUCGGAUCUGAGUCAGCUGACCAGCAUUUGAAGCACUUUUGUGGCCGCAAGUCCACUCUGCCAUUGUUUUAUGUUUAUAAUUAUUAAGCUAAAGGUUCUAUUUAGAGGCUGUUUGUUUGAGCUUAAUGAUUGCAGAUUAUUUACUAGAAGAUGUCAUGUUCUGUUUAUCAGUCCUCAGUUUUCAGCAGUUUACAGCUCUGCAUCCCAUAUUCAGUGAUUACAGCCUCUGGUACGAUAUCAUAGAGUUUGACCAUUGAGUAUCAGAUCUUCUACUCAUUAGUACUAGGUCUAUUAAACCACCAAAUUGAUGUAGUCCUUUUGGUUUCUCAAUUUUUCUAGCUUCUACUGUUGAACUGAGGUUUCUGUUUGUGCAAGUCAGGUGCCCUACAUCUAGACUUGGAAUUUGAAACUAGAUGUACGUUUUCUUUCCAUUGUUCCUGUCUGACAUUUGUCUAUGGAGCAGUAGACUAUGCAUGCAUAUGAAACUGAAAGUACGCUAUUUCUAGUAAA
Messenger RNA from Jatropha curcas, 4386 nucleotides. Its product is annotated as RNA-dependent RNA polymerase 6. Gene Ontology annotation, molecular function: RNA-directed RNA polymerase activity. Lineage: Eukaryota; Viridiplantae; Streptophyta; Magnoliopsida; Malpighiales; Euphorbiaceae. Gene Ontology annotation, cellular component: nuclear RNA-directed RNA polymerase complex. Gene Ontology annotation, biological process: siRNA processing. The record is from RefSeq and is a predicted model, not a curated record.